AUGGUCAACCAUCUCAUAAUCUUGUCACUUGCCAUUCUACUAUUCAUUUCCUCAAUUUCCUGCCACAUGGAAAUGAAACUUCCCUCCCCACGUAAAACACUUCCAACAGGUGGCACCGAUUACGAUAUGAGUUCUCCCCUAGGAGCUCAGAAACCAUUUCCAUGUGGUGGCAAAACCUCACUCUCCUCAAUUACCACCUGGAAUGCAGGUGAAACUGUUACAAUCAAUAUCGAAGGUGGUGCCCCUCAUGGUGGUGGACAUUGUCAGUUUGCAAUCUCUCCUCGAAGUGAUCAGAAGAGGUGGAUUGUUUUGGCUGAUAAUUUGGGAAGAUGUCCAUUGGAUAAGAAUUAUUCAUUCAAAUUGCCAGGUGAGGUUCCAAGUGGAGAUUAUGUGUUUGCUUGGACUUGGAUUAAUGCUGUUGGAAAUAGAGAAUAUUACAUGAAUUGUGCUGAUGUGAGAAUUAACAAUGGAGGAACUAAAUUUGAAGGUAAACAACUCCUAGUAGCCAACAUUCCAGAUCCAAAUCUUUCAGGAUCAUCCGUUUAUUUCAUUGGAGAAAUUGGUGAAUUCCCAAAUAAUCCAACUUUUGCAACUGACAAAUUUCCACAAAGACCUGCUCUGACAUUGACAGCAAGUGGAAUUCAAGGAGGUGGAGGCGGAGGAGGCACAAAUCCAACCAACCCAACCAAUCCUACAAAUCCUGGAAUGAACAGCACUUGUAAUUAUUUCCUUGUUUCAGGAGAUACCUUAAAUGCAAUUGCUUCCAGAUUUGGAACUACCUUAUCUGUUAUAUAUUCAUUGAAUCCAACAAUUACUGAUCCUACCAAGUUGCAAGUUGGUGAUAAAGUUGUGUAUCCAUGUUCUGGUCAAUCUAGCGGUGGUUCUGGAAAUACAGGUGGUGGCAGUUCAGGAAAUGGAAAUGGCUCUGGAACUACCAAUACUUUUGGCUGUGUCUACUCAUGGACAAUCAUCUCAAAAUUCAAUGAUACUAAAUUAGGAUUCAUUGGAAAAUUAAAUGUCCAAACAAGUCUCGCACAGACAAACUGGAAUAUUGCAUGGACAUUCCAAAAAGGAGGAAUUUCUGCAUUCAAAUUGAGUAGCCAAACUUUGACAUCUUCUGCACUUUCUCAGGUUGCUAUUAAGGGAGAAACUCAAAUUGAAGCAAAUAAGGUCAUGUCCAUUACGGUUUUCGGGGUUGGCGGAGUUUCAGAUUCAGAAGCAUUGUUUGUGAAUAAUGAGAGAUGUACCAAGUCAUCGAGUGCUGAUUUUGAACAAACUAGUAAUUCAGCUCCGGUGUUGGAUUGCAAGUCAACUCCGACAAAUUGUAAAGAUUCAUGUUUGGAACAGUAUAAUCAAUAUUGUGCUAGCUCUGGAAUUGUAAUUUGGAGGGGAAUGAGUGCAAUUAUGACUGGAUUGUUGAUGAUUUAUUUGUUUGUAUUGUAA
This is a messenger RNA of Naegleria gruberi, 1443 nucleotides long. RefSeq lists its product as uncharacterized. The transcript is spliced from 2 exons. Bases 1 to 1443 code for a protein of 480 amino acids. Lineage: Eukaryota; Heterolobosea; Eutetramitea; Acrasida; Naegleriidae. The record is from RefSeq and is a predicted model, not a curated record.